AUGUCUUGGGCCGGUUUCUCUCAUAGCCAGCCCUCAUCAGAAAAAGAGCCGCCACCACUAUACACUGUACGCUUGGUAGAAGCGGGCUCGUCUGCUCUGCCCUUCGAAUACGAUGGCGAACUGAAGCUGCCUCUUCUGCACACUUUCUGGGACAGCCCUCUGCCUAGAGCCUUGCACAAUUCUUCGAGUCCCGCGGAAAAUUACCCGGAAUCUCCUUACGGACGUACUUCUCAUGCUCAUCGUUCGGCAACAACGGAUUAUCAUGAAGUCUCCUACUCACAACUGUGCCCGGAUUUGGCUCGCUCCAGCGAAGCAUCGGACGUGACAGUGUGUGAUCAGAACUCAGACUUGCUCACGCCUAGAGUAGACGUCUCGCGCUACUCGUCGUCCUCGCGCCGCCAUCCAUGCGAAAUUCUGCCUCCCGAGAACGCCUAUCACGGUCAGUCCCAACCUGCGUUUUUCCGUUCGCGUCGCUGGGUUCGCUUCAACCAAAGGAAGAUUAGGACAAAGCACACCGAUAUGCACGAGAGUAAGUCGGUCAUCAACAUUUUUGCGGACCGCCCGUACAGCAACAGCCUGUCAGAAGUUCCGCGCCAGCGCCGGUUCUUGCACACGCUGACAUCCUCAAAGGAGAUUAGCAGCCUCGCGAUGCCGUUCUUGAGUAGAGUCGAUCCCCUGCUUGUGGGUGCGCGCAAGACCGCUAUGCUUGUCCAGGGAAAGCAGGGCCGCAUGCGCUCUAUGUCCUACCGGGAGCGCAAGAAGUAUAUGGAGCAUGCCCGGAUCGAAAUUAAUGUGACCAGUCUCGCAAACCGGCAGAUGUUCCUAGUCGUGCUUACCAAGGCGCUCGUCAGAUUCUGCGCACCAUCGCAUCGACUCGAGGCGCAGCUGCUCAUCGCGUCACAGAUCCUCGAGGUCGAGUGCCGGUUGCUUCAGCUUCCGACGACGAUGGUGCUCUGUUUCGGGGAAGAUGGUGCUCCGGCGGCGGAGGUUCACAUUGUCGUACGCAGCGGACAACUUAGCCUCGACUCGCUGCACCGCGUGCACCAGCUCUAUCGAGAGGUUGUGCACGACAAGAUCAGCGCGGAGGAGGGCGUGCACCAGCUCAAUUUGCUUCUCGAUGCGGAACCAGUUUACGGGCUACGUGUGCGCGGUGUGAUUGCGUAUGCGAUCGCGGCAUUAAUUUGCCCAUUGGCGUUUGGCGGGUCAUUUGUGGACCUGUGGGUUGCAGGCAGUGGCGGGCUAAUUUUGUUCGGAAUGCAGGCACUAAUUUCUGGAAGAUCGCACGCAAUUUAUGCGAAUGUCGUUGACACUUGUGUUACGAUAUUGGUCUCGUUUGUGGCGCGAGCACUAAGUAGUAUCCGAUCACAGAUGUUCUGUUACAGUGCCAUAUCGACUGCGGCCAUCGUCACCAUCUUGCCGGGAUUCCUGGUCCUGUGCAGCGCUCUCGAACUCGGCACGAAGAACCUCAUCUGCGGGAGUGUGAACCUAGUGUACGCUCUUAUUGUCACCCUCUUCAUCGCAUUCGGUCUUCAAAUCGGCUCUGAUUUAUAUCUCCUGCUCGAUCCCCACGCAACAAACGGAUUAAACACGCUAGCAGCGCGCGAAGCCAACAUAAUUACCUUCGUUGGGAACACGCAGGCGGGGCUCACAGGUACACCUGCAUUCAUGAACACGAUACCGGUGACACUCGAUCACAUCGUCAAUGGAUGUUUUCGCUCGCCGACAUUCCCGUGGUACCUCCAACCGUUCCCGUGGUGGACGCAGUUUCUGCUCGUUCCUGCGUAUGCACUUGCAUGCGCUCUCGCGAAUAUGCAGCCAUUCUUGUCGGUCGAUAUGCUUGCAAUGGUGUUAAUCGCGAGCGUGGGGUAUGUCACAAACAAAGUGGCGAACCAUUUUAUCCUAGGUCAUUCAGACAUUGUCUCAGCUAUCGGGGCCUUUUCUAUUGGGAUUCUGGGGAAUAUCUACUCACGACGGUUCAGAGGAACGGCGUUCACCGUCAUGGUUCCUGGUGUGCUUUUCCUCGUCCCGUCGGGUCUCUCCCAAAAUGGCGGGUUGAACACCUCAGGGACAGGGAUUGAGACGGGAUACGAGAUGGUCGCGGUCGUCGUGGGGAUCGUGGUGGGGCUGUUUGUCUCGCAGGCGUUCGUCUACCUCUUCGGGAACCGGAAGAAUGCGGCGUCCUUCUCGUUCUGA
Fibroporia radiculosa is the source of this 2193-nucleotide messenger RNA. RefSeq lists its product as uncharacterized. Gene Ontology annotation, biological process: transmembrane transport. Lineage: Eukaryota; Fungi; Basidiomycota; Agaricomycetes; Polyporales; Fibroporiaceae. The transcript is spliced from 6 exons. The record is from RefSeq and is a predicted model, not a curated record. Gene Ontology annotation, molecular function: transmembrane transporter activity. The coding region runs from base 1 to 2193 and encodes 730 amino acids.